Molecule: messenger RNA, 1257 nt
Organism: Pongo pygmaeus (Bornean orangutan)
Lineage: Eukaryota; Metazoa; Chordata; Mammalia; Primates; Hominidae
Gene: INSL5
Product: insulin like 5
Exons: 2
Coding region: 577-984 (135 amino acids)
Biological process (GO): positive regulation of feeding behavior
Cellular component (GO): extracellular region
Molecular function (GO): hormone activity; G protein-coupled receptor binding
Source: RefSeq, a predicted model, not a curated record
UACAGUGGCACUGUCAUGGCUCAUUGUAACCUUGAACUCCUGGGCUCAAGUGUGCCAUUGUGCCUGAGUAAUUUUUAAAUUUUUUGUAGAGAUGGAGGUCUCGCUAUGUUGCCCAGGCUGGUCUUGAACUCCUCGCCUCAAAUGAUCCACCUGUGUUGGCCUCCCAAAGUGCUGGGGUUACAGGUGUUAGCCACAAGGCUUUGCCUCAACUCAAAAAGUUUAAAACUUGCCUUAUGUCACUCAGUAAGUAGCAAGGCUGAGAUUGAAACUCAUUCUUGGCAACUUUCAAAGUCCAUGAGUUUUCCAUAAUGCCUUCCAAGAGGGCAUCUGUUUUUAUCAUCUCAGAGAUGUGUUGAUGGUAUUAAGGAGUGACUGAAUAGCUGGCAAUAAUCAUAAAACCACAUUUUCAAAACUUUACUGUGUAACCCUAUGUGCUUAGCAAAUAUUGUAAAAAUGAGGUUCUGACCAAUGAAAUGUCAGGAAAGUUAGUAUAAAUUGGUCAAGAGAGUGACAGUCACUCCAGAAUUUGAUUUGACCAUAUUUACCAUAUCAGAUUCUCAUUCAGUCCUCAGCAAAAUGAAGGGCUCCAUUUUCACUCUGUUUCUAUUCUCUGUCCUAUUUGCCAUCUCAGAAGUGAGGAGCAAGGAGUCUGUGAGACUCUGUGGGCUAGAAUACAUACGGACAGUCAUCUACAUCUGUGCUAGCUCCAGGUGGAGAAGGCAUCUGGAGGGGAUCCCUCAAGCUCAGCAAGCUGAGACAGGAAACUCCUUCCAGCUCCCAAAUAAACGUGAAUUUUCUGAGGAAAAUCCAGCGCAAAACCUUCCGAAGGUGGAUGCCUCAGGGGAAGACCGUCUUUGGGGUGGACAGAUGCCCACUGAAGAGCUUUGGAAGUCAAAGAAGCAUUCAGUGAUGUCAAGACAAGAUCUACAAACUUUGUGUUGCACUGAUGGCUGUUCCAUGACUGAUUUGAGUGCUCUUUGCUAAGACAGGAGCAAAUACUCAAUGGGUGGCAGAGCUUUAUCACAUGUUUAAUUACAGUGUUUUACUGCCUGGUAGAACACUAAUAUUGUGUUAUUAAAAUGAUGGCUUUUGGGUAGGCAAAACUUCUUUUCUAAAAGGUAUAGCUGAGUGGUUGAAACCACAGUUAUCUCUAUCUUCUCCCUUUGCCAAGGUUAAUGAACUGUUCUUUUCAAAUUCUACUAAUGCUCUGAAAUUUCAAAUGCUGUGCAAAAUUGCAAUAAAAAUGCUAUAAACCAA